This is a messenger RNA of Lepus europaeus (European hare), 1538 nucleotides long. RefSeq names its product interleukin 20 receptor subunit alpha (gene IL20RA). The record is from RefSeq and is a predicted model, not a curated record. Bases 42 to 1538 code for a protein of 498 amino acids. NCBI's taxonomy places the organism in Eukaryota, Metazoa, Chordata, Mammalia, Lagomorpha, Leporidae. Gene Ontology annotation, molecular function: interleukin-20 binding. The transcript is spliced from 6 exons.
AUUUGCCUAAACCUACAGAUAUCACCUUCUUGUCCAUAAACAUGAAGAAUGUUCUACAGUGGAAUCCACCAGAGGGUCUACACGGAGUUGAUGUUACUUACACUGUGCAGUAUUUCAUAUAUGGACAAAAGAAAUGGCUGAAUAAACCCGAAUGCAGAAAUAUCAAUAGAACCUUCUGUGAUCUUUCUGCUGAAACCUCCGACUACGAACACCAGUAUUAUGCCAAAGUGAAGGCCAUUUGGGAAACGAAUUGCUCCAAAUGGGCUGAAACUGGCCGAUUUUAUCCCUUUUUAGAAACACAAAUUGGGCCCCCAGGCGUUGCUCUGACUCCUGAUGAGAAGUCCAUUUCUAUUGUCCUGACGGCUCCAGAGAAGUGGAAGAAAAAUCCGGAAGACCGUGCUGUGUCCAUGCAACAGAUAUACUCCAACCUGAAGUACAAUGUGUCCGUGUACAACACUAAAUCCAAAAGAAUGUGGUCCCAGUACGUGACCAACCACACGCUGGUGCUCACCUGGCUGGAGCCGGCCACUCUGUACUGUGUGCACGUGGUGUCCUUCGUGCCGGGGCCGCCUCGCCCUGCUAAGCCUUCCGAGAAGCAGUGCAUCAGUACAUUGGAAGAUCAAACAUCAGCACUAAAGGUUAAAAUCAUCUUCUGGUAUGUUUUGCCAAUAUCUGUGGCCGUGUUUCUCUUUUCUGUGAUGGGAUAUUCCAUCUACCGAUAUAUCCACGUUGGCAAAGAGAAACACCCAGCAAAUUUGAUUUUGAUCUAUGGAAAUGAAGUUGACAAAAUAUUCUUUGUGCCUCCUGAAAAAAUCAUGAUUAAUUUUAUCACCCUCAACAUUCUGGAUGAUUCUAAAACUCCCCAGAAGGAUAUGAGUUUCCUGGAAGAAGGUAGGGAUGGAUUCAGCCUUAAGGAUUCAGAUCCCAGCUGGGAGCUGGCGUCCCAGCAGGAGGACUUGGAGGUGAAACACUUCGGGUAUGCAUCACACGUGGUGGAAAUUUUCUGUGACUCUGGGGAAAGCCCCAGAAGCCCUUCCCUAAUCCAGCAAGAGUCACUGAGCAGAACGAUACCCAGAGACCAAACUGUCAUGGAAGAUGAAUAUGAUAUAAAAAACAACAUUUGGUGGGAACACAGAGAUCAGAAGGAGGCAGCCAUACAAGGAAUGUCACUUACGCAACAGGUAGCUCUGGCAAACUUGGGUCCACAAACAUUACUGCAUCCGUAUACCCCUCAGCUUAGAGACUUGGAGCACCUGGCACAGGGGCAAAGAGACUCAGAAGAGGGGCCGGAGGAGGAGCCAUCGAUGACAGUGGUGGAUUGGGACCCUCGGACUGGCCGGCUGUGUAUACCUUCCUUACCUAGCUUUGACCAGGAGCCCAAAGGCUGUGAGCAUUCCAAGUGUGAUGAACCCAUGGAGGAAAGCCUGCUCUCCAGGCUCUUUGAAAAGCAGGCGGCCGACAAGACACCCGAAGAAGAGGAAGUCUAUCUCAUGCAGUUUAUGGAGGAAUGGGGAUUAUAUGUACAAAUGGAAAUCUAA